Lepisosteus oculatus (spotted gar) is the source of this 1710-nucleotide messenger RNA. NCBI's taxonomy places the organism in Eukaryota, Metazoa, Chordata, Actinopteri, Semionotiformes, Lepisosteidae. The record is from RefSeq and is a predicted model, not a curated record.
GCAUUAUAAAAAGUCAGCUCUUCUGCGAUCUUCCCUCUCAGACCACUAUGACCUUCUCCAGCGGAGCAAACAGAAGUGAACCCAGCAGCAAACAGCUUUCGAAAGAUGACUGCGUGGAUGUUGUCAGUUUUCCUUCUCGUCACCGGGUGUUUCCUGCUGGACACUGAGGGUUAUCCCGAUGGACAAGUUGGGGAGUCGUGCCAAAGCAUGAUGCCCAACCACAACGGAACAAUGCCCCAGAGCUCACCUUCACCGUUCAAUGUCACAGCCAGCAAGAGCUGGUUUCACCCUGGAGAGGAGAUCACAGUUACCCUGGAAGCUGAGAAUGGAACCUCUUUCAGAGGUUUUCUACUGCAGGCCAGAACUGUCGGGACAAACAUGACUUCUGGCUCUUUCAAGAUUCUCAACGCGAACACCUCUCAGGGGCUGACAUGUAAUAUCUCAAAUGAUACUGUCAGUCAUACAUCUUCAUUACAGAAGCAAUCGAUAAACGUUGUGUGGGUGGCACCAGUGUCUGGUCAAAUGGAAGAUAUUGAAUUCAGAUCUACAUUUGUCGAAUAUGAGUACAAAUUCUGGGUCGGGGUUAAAAGUAACACCAUCACACCGGCCAACGGCACUGAAAACUCCUCUUCCACCGCGCAACCUGACAACCAUUCUGCCUCUCCAACUGCUGCAGAGGGAGACUCAUACAGCCACGUUUCUACAACUGCUGCAGAGGGAGACUCAUACAGCCACGUUUCUACAACUGCUGCAGAGGGAGACUCAUACAGCCACGUUUCUACAACUGCUGCAGGGGGAGACUCACACAGCCAGGUUUCACAGCCGGCAGAUGGGUCAACCGUCGGCAGCACCCCUCAGAAUUCAGGACACGGAAACUGGGCGUCUCCUUCUACCACUGUCUUUCCUGUCCUCGUAGUCCUGACGGCCGCAGGUGCCACCAGAAUCACCACCACGGCCUCUCUCUCCGCUGGCACCGGCACCGCGGUCCUCAUCUUCGCUGCCAUCUUCUGCCCGACGUCCUUAUUCCCGGGCAUGUAGCUCUGGAAGGACCUCAGGACUCGAUUCCAAUUCACACCGAAAGCGUUUCUGAAGCGUUUUUUCCAUCGUCCGUCUCAUGUCUGACUCACGGAACAGACCCGCUUCCAUUUUAACCAAUGUUUCAAUCCACACCGGCUCCGCGAGUCCGUCCGCCAGCGUUUUGUUUUACGCUCCGAGUCUUAUUUUAUUUCCACUUGAGCGUGAGUGUAGCGUAACCCCCCAAGAGAUCCAUUCAAAUCGCACAAAACUCACACUUUCUAUACCCUGUGAACUACAUAAACACAACCUACAACAAUAUUAUGCUCAUGCUGGGCCAGUGUGGUCCGUUGAUACUGUGCAACUUCUCACUUUGUUGUCACAAGCACAAUAACUAGUUGAUGACGCCGAUACAGGUCAAGUAUUGUGGUUGUUUAGCCACAAGAAACAGAGAUCUGUUGCUUGUCCACCGGCCCGUGUCGGGUUUUAAUCAACUACACCGUGUUGUAAUUACAACUCGGGUGUUUCUCUCUCUCUCUCUCUCGAAUGUUCCGUUGACUUUCCCCAUGUUUGAAUACGGAAAACGGUCGGGAGUUGGUGUGGAUUGGAUGGAUGGCAUCUUACGCUACGCUUCAUUGCACUGACUUGUCGCUUCAGGUGUGAAUUCGGGGUGACCCGAGUUGGGCUGGACUGGUG